Triticum urartu is the source of this 752-nucleotide messenger RNA. RefSeq names its product histidine-containing phosphotransfer protein 2-like. Gene Ontology annotation, cellular component: nucleus; cytoplasm. Gene Ontology annotation, molecular function: histidine phosphotransfer kinase activity; protein histidine kinase binding. The record is from RefSeq and is a predicted model, not a curated record. Lineage: Eukaryota; Viridiplantae; Streptophyta; Magnoliopsida; Poales; Poaceae. Gene Ontology annotation, biological process: phosphorylation; cytokinin-activated signaling pathway; phosphorelay signal transduction system.
CACCGGCACCACAGUUUCCAUCGGAUCCCUUCGCCAUGUCGGCCGCCGCGCUCAGGGCUCGACUGAACUCCCAUGUCACUUCAAUGUUCAACACGGGUACGGUGGACGAGUAUUUCCAGUACCUGCAGUCGGUGGAAGAGGACGGCAGCUCAGCGCCGGGCUUGGUUGCCGAGGUCAUCAACCUCUUCAUCAGCGACGCCAACAGCAUCCUCAACGGCAUCGCUGGCCUGCUGAACCAGCCCGUGGUAGAUUUCAACAAGGUGGACGACCUGGUGCAUCAGCUCAAGGGGUGCAGCUGCAGUGUUGGUGCUAAGAAAGUGAACCUCUGCUGUAUGUAUUUCCAUCAGUUCAUUGAGUCAAGAAGCAAAGAAGGGUGCCUCAUGGCGUUGUCUCUUCUUAGGAAUGAGUUCUGCGAUGUGUGCAACAAGUUCCAGACCAUGAUGCAGCUGGAGCAGCAGAUCGCAGCCUGUGGUCCUAAGUAGUAGCAAUCGAAGCAAAAAGAGCAUAGCCCCAUGUGAUCCCACCCAUGAUGGGGUGUAUUUAUCUCUGAAGGCGCAAACAAUAUUCAACAUGUGUCUGGCUUUCAGGCGGUUAUAAAAUAACACGAGGAAUCUUGUGUAGGAACUCGAGUCACACAAAUCUUCAAAAAAAUCGUUGUCAUGUGUCUAUGUCUCUUUCAAGUCUAUAUCAGGUUGUGCUUGUUGGGCUUCCCCGGCCCAUGCAAUUUGUGAACUCUUUACCUAGUUGGCUGG